AAAAGUCCAAUUUGCACGCUUUUGCAUGCCCCCAAUCAAAUUAUUUUCCCUCUACUUCGAUUCAUUUCCUCUGCUUCUUCAUGUUUUGAAGCUUUGCCUUUUUUCACACUCUUCUUCAUUCUAAACUCCCACUCCCUUCUUUUUCAAAUGGAUUUCUUCUUUUCACCCUGUACUUCUGACUCUGCCAUUUCCAUCUGCGGCGGCGGUGGCGGCUCCGAUUCUCUUUCCUCCCAUCUCAAAAUCAAACCCAAAAAGCCUUUUCAAAUCAGACAAUUUUCUUAUUCCGAUCUUCUCUCUUCCACUAAUUCAUUCUCUCCCGACUGUUUUUUAGGCAAAGGCAGCCACGGCGCCGUUUACAAGGCCGUUCUCGACGGCGGUAAGCUCGUCGCCGCUGUUAAACGUACCAAAUUCACAAACCCAUCUCCUAGUUUUCACUACAACUCUUGCCAAUUGCCCAAUCACACUCCCGCCGAGAACGAAAUCGAGAUCCUUUCCCGGCUUCGAAACCCCAGAAUCGUGAAUCUUAUUGGGUUUUGUGCGGAUUCAAAGGACGAGAAAUUGCUUGUCGUUGAGUUCAUGCCCAAUGGCUCUCUUUACGAUCUGCUCCAUUCCCAAUCUAGACCGCCCGGUUGGACUCGCCGACUCCGGUUUGCGUUACAGGUCGCAAAAGCGGUUCGAGCCCUUCACACGUCCAACCCGCCGGUUAUUCAUAGAGAUAUUAAGUCGUCUAACGUUUUGAUCGACGGUAACUUCAACGCGCGUCUUGGGGAUUUUGGUUUAGCGUUGAGAGGACACGUGGAAGAUGUGCGAGUGAGAUGUACGCCCCCGGCUGGCACGUUGGGUUAUCUCGAUCCCGGGUAUCUCGCACCGGCCGAUCUGAGUGUGAAGAGCGACGUUUUCAGUUUUGGGAUUUUGCUUUUGGAGAUCCUCAGUGGUCGAAAUGCUAUCGAUGUUCACCACAGUCCGCCGUCGGUCGUUGACUGGGCCUUGCCGAUGAUCAAUCAUAGUAAUUUCGAUGGCCUUUGCGACCCACGAAUCGGGUCUCCGACUGACCCGGCGGUCACUCGUUGUUUGGGAGUUCUGGCCGCUAAGUGUGUCCGGUCUCCCGUGCAGAAGCGGCCGGAUAUGGCGGAGGUGGUGGAGUGUUUGAAGGCAGCUAAGAAGAAGUUGCACGUGCCACCGAUAUGGAGCAAUUUAAGGAGGCGGGAACGACACGUGGAGAAUCUCCAGCCGUUGAUUUCGAACUUUGAUGAACCCGACGGCUGUGAUGAGCCGAUGAGGGUUUGCCGGAUGGGUAGCCGGAGGAAUCGAAAAGUGUCGAAUGUUUCGAGUACAGAGUAUAGAAUUAAGACGAAUGGGCGAGUGGUUAGAUCGAGAUCGAUGGGUUCGGUGGAAAUUAAUUCCAAUGUCGGCGGAAAUUAUUACUCUUCGUUAAGUGGCCGACGUAAACACAGCGGCGUUGCAAUGAAAAUUCCGACUAUGAAACUUAGCAAAUCGAGGUCGGUGGGAGUGUCAGAGAAUCCGAAGUUUGUUGAAUGUAAUCGGAGGGCGGGCGCGUUUUUGCCGGAAAUUGAAAUGUCGAAAUUGAUGAUUGAUUGUGAAUCUAAAUCUUAGAAAUUACAGAUGCUUGAGAAACCGUUGUUCCAAAAUUAACAAUGGAGAUGAAAGUUUAAAUUGUUUGUGAUCCAUUUUGAAUUUAUCUUUACCCAUAAUGUGAAAUGUGAAGAAUGUGAUUAUCAUUUU
This is a messenger RNA of Cucumis melo (muskmelon), 1743 nucleotides long. RefSeq names its product serine/threonine-protein kinase-like protein At3g51990. The record is from RefSeq and is a predicted model, not a curated record. The coding region runs from base 148 to 1614 and encodes 488 amino acids. Gene Ontology annotation, biological process: protein phosphorylation. Gene Ontology annotation, cellular component: plasma membrane. The transcript has a single exon. Gene Ontology annotation, molecular function: ATP binding; protein kinase activity. Lineage: Eukaryota; Viridiplantae; Streptophyta; Magnoliopsida; Cucurbitales; Cucurbitaceae.